This is a messenger RNA of Penicillium paradoxum, 2271 nucleotides long. Its product is annotated as membrane copper amine oxidase. Gene Ontology annotation, cellular component: plasma membrane. Gene Ontology annotation, biological process: amine metabolic process. Bases 1 to 2271 code for a protein of 756 amino acids. Gene Ontology annotation, molecular function: quinone binding; primary methylamine oxidase activity; copper ion binding. The transcript is spliced from 4 exons. The record is from RefSeq and is a predicted model, not a curated record. Lineage: Eukaryota; Fungi; Ascomycota; Eurotiomycetes; Eurotiales; Aspergillaceae.
AUGAAUCAAACACACUCCUCGCUUUCCUCGGCUGCUGCUAAUUUUUCUAAUCUUGCUCCUCGCCAAAAUAUUUGGGCAGAUUUGACCGACCGGGAGGUUGUGGACGUUCUCGCACAUGUCCACUCUGUGACUUCGAACCUCAAUCUCACAGCCGCUGUGAAUGCUUCACUUUGGGACAAUUUCGUCCAUAGAAUUGAAGUAGCUCAGCCCUCCAAGAAAGACGCUCUGCCGUUCAUCGCCGGUAAAUCCAGCAAACCACCACCACGAUUCGCGCGGAUUGCCGUUCACCAUGGUACAUCCUCCGAGGUAUACUGGGACGAAUACCUUGUGGGUCCAUUGCCGGUGUCGGAAAACACAACCAUAAAGCCACUUGAAUAUAGUCAUCGGGCGGAGUUAGAACAUGCGCGGAACCUGGUACCGGAUACACUUUCGUUCAAACAGUGGCCCUACUCAGUCGCUGAGUCCGUGGCCGAUAUCACUCAAGAUCUCCUGGGAAGCACAAUCAAUGCAGGCAGAAAUAUCGACCCAGAUGGCCUGGAGCUGAACUAUCGUGAUCCCUGGGUCGAAGAUGGUCAUAUCCUGCGCUGGUGCAGUUUCCAGCGGGCUGGCACUCGGGCUGAGGCAGGAACUCUUCUCCCACAAGGUCUUUACGUCAAACUGGACACCACGGGACGAGACUCAAAGAAAUGGAAGGUUCUCAGAUGGUAUUAUAACGGGCAUCUUUAUAACUCCACGGAGGAAUUUCGCACUGCAUGGCAAUCGCCUGGAUUUGAGAAAUUGCCUCCCAACUAUGAUGGCCCCUGGACCACUAUCGAAGACUUCUCAUCUCAGGUGCAGGAUCGAGAUAUGCCAGCUCCAUUAGUGGUUCAUCCAGGAGGCCCACGGUAUCAGCUAGAUCGCGAAGCUCAAUACGUGUCAUGGAUGGGCUUUACCUUCUACUGGUCAUUUGCGCAGGCAACAGGGAUCACAUUGUUCGACAUACGCUUCAAUGGAGAACGCAUCCUUUACGAGCUAGGCCUUCAGGAAGCUAUGGCACAGUAUGCUGGUAGUGAUCCACUACAAGGGACGGUAGCAUAUUUGGACAGUUUCUUUGGCUUGGGCCGUGCAAUGUUCGAAUUGGUACCCGGUUACGACUGCCCCACUUAUGCAGACUUCAUGGACACAACUAUAUAUGAUGCUGAGCGCACUCAACAGCGACGGAAGUCGAUAUGCCUGUUUGAGUAUACGGCGGAUUAUCCCCUACAGCGACAUUCGACUUCAUUCUUUGUGACGAUUUCUCGAAAUAACUAUCUCGUGCUGCGAACCACAGCUGUAGUUGGAAAUUAUGAUUACACUGUUGACUACGUGUUCUAUCUGGAUGGAAGCAUCGAAAUCAAACUACGGGCCAGCGGAUACAUCCAAGGUGCGUACCUGAUGCCCGGAGAGAGCCAGGAAUAUGGGUUCCGUGUCCACGAUCAAUUCGCAACAAGCAUGCAUGAGCAUGUCAUCAAUUUCAAGGCCGACUUUGACAUCCUUGAUACCCGAAAUACUCUCGUCAAGGUGAGCAUCGAGCCAAAGACCAAAUUGUAUCCCUGGUCGGAAGGGAAAGCAUUGCCCACUAUGGGGCUCAACAGAACUCCAAUUUCGGAGGAAACUGGUCUCAAUUGGCCCGCAAACUCACAGGCUAUGUAUAUUGUGACAAACAAUCAGUCACAUAAUCAAUGGGGAGAGACUCGGGGUUACCGUAUCAUGCCUGGCUCGGGAAUGGGCACACCCGCGCAUCUGGCAUUCGAAGGUUCUCACGCGCUAGGCAGAGCGGCACCAUGGGCUCUGAAAGACCUUUGGGUCACGAAGCAGAAAGACGACGAGGCGAGGAGUGCCAGUCCACGAAAUGCAUUCAACACUGAUCAACCCAUGGUUGAUUUUAGCCAGUAUGUUGAUGGCGAAGAAAUCGAACAAGAAGAUUUGGUGAUAUGGUUUAAUCUGGGGAACCAUCACGUACCACACUCGGGUGACAUUCCCAACACCCUGCAACACACAAGUGCCAGCUCUGUCAUGCUUAUGCCAUUUAAUUUUCACGACCGCGACGUCAGCCGCAAGAGUGCACAAGGAGUUCGCGUGGAUCUUGCCGGUAAAGGUAAUGGAACAGCGAAGACCCAGUAUUUUGGGCACCACUACGAGCAUAAAUUUGUUUUAGAUGAGAGCGAUGUGGUGCCUAACUUGACUGCAUAUGGCGCCUCAGAACACCGGGUGAGAAAAUUUCCAUACACCGAAGAUAUGCUGGCAAUGUGA